This is a messenger RNA of Trachemys scripta elegans, 639 nucleotides long. RefSeq names its product NACHT, LRR and PYD domains-containing protein 3-like. Lineage: Eukaryota; Metazoa; Chordata; Testudines; Emydidae. The transcript has 2 exons. Gene Ontology annotation, cellular component: cytoplasm. The record is from RefSeq and is a predicted model, not a curated record. The coding region runs from base 235 to 552 and encodes 105 amino acids. Gene Ontology annotation, biological process: regulation of inflammatory response.
GUGAGGAGCUCAGAUUUGGGGUCCAGUCCCAGUUCUGCCAUGGGGUGUGCAUGGUGCGGGGUGGGGGGAUGUGGGAUUGUGUCUGCGUCAGCUGCUUAAUAAUGCCCCAUAGCCCCUGGGUCUUCCUGUCAGCAGCUCUUGAAGUGCUCUGCAAAAGAAAUUGGGAUCAUUAACCCCAUGGCACAGAUGGGGACACUUUCCUGCUGAGCUCUGGGACGCCAGCCCGGGGCAGAGAUGGCAGAGAGCGCAUGCUGCAAGCUCAUCGAGUAUUUGAACGAUCUAGAAGCGCGAGAGUUCAAGAUGCUCAAGUUUCACCUGGAGAACUAUCCCCUGGAAGACGGCUACAAGCACAUCCCCCGCUCCAAGAUGGAGGCAGCCGAUGCCAUGGACAUAGCUCGAGCCAUGGUCCAAACUUACCAGGAGUCCAGGGCUCUGCAGAUGGCGGUGAAGAUAUUGGACGGCAUUAGCCGGAAGGAUCUGUCGCUAAGGAUCCAAAACGACAUGCCAGAGGGAAACCUCCAUCCACCAGAUCUGCAAUUUCUCCCAUCCUAGCACAGUCGCUGGCUACAUUUCCUAGCCUGACUCUCACCCCAUGGAUCUCACGCCUCCUCUGCCAUUGGGCAGACAUGGAAACAACAA